AUGACAGAACUCACGACUAUGGGAUUGAAAAUCCUUUACACUUUAGAGAACGGUUCAGCUGGAAGUUAUUUAGCGAGGUCCAAGAAAUCAUAUCAAGUAAGAGUAGCUAAUAUUCCAAAUCCAAUUGAUCCUAAUGAAGCUAAUUUAAAAAUUGGUGUUAUUGAUCUUUCUAUUGUCCUAAAAGAAAUGUCACUAAACUCGCCUGAAGUAUUUGAUUGUAAUAAUAACGCCAAGUUGGGUCACGAUUAUAAUUUAUAUUUCAAGGAUAUUUGUGAAAGUGAUGAACCGUUGGUUAGUCUUGGUUUACUUUCUGAGAUAAAACAAAAAUUAAAUAAGGAAGACAAUUCAAGAAAUGAUGAUAACGACAAUGAAAACGAUGAAAACAAUGAAGACGAAGAAGAUGAUGAUUCUUCAAUUGUUACUGGUAGAGUGUCCAGUAAUUUUUCAGCUUUAUUGAGAAGAUCGUAUAGCAAUUUAUCCAAGAAGAAUUCGAAAGGUAAGGAUAUAAAUGCUGCGCCUGAGACUCUAGAAGUCAAAAUAAGAUUAUCUAAAGUUAUAAAAGUGAUACAUCCAACAACAACGACGAUAUCAACCACCACCACUAAUUCAAGAAGACCCAGCAUUGGUUUUGAUUCGUCUUCUAAAAUGUUUGCUCCAAAGCAUGAAAACAGAUCCAUUGUUAGUGGUAAAAUGCCUCGUCCUGCAAAGAUAUUGAAACCUAUGAAAAGACAGACUAAUCCAAUGCCAGCUCCAAAAGCUAAAAGAACUCAAUCUUUACCGAUCUGGAAUUUGAAACAACCCACCACUGGUCUUCCUAAAAACUCUAUUGCUCAUAAGAUAUAUAUGGCAGAUCGAAAAACCGAAUAUAUUCAACAAAAUUUCAAACAGCCGCAUAAUUAUCAUAACAAUGGUAAUAAUAAUAAUACUAAUGCUAGUAAUAACACCAAUUUAACUUAUGAAAUAAAUACAUUACAACAUGAUAAUUCCAUUCAGAAAGUUGAAGUUGAUGAUUCUAUAAGUAAAAGAUUUGAUUUCAUGUUGAAUAAGAAAAAAUCAUCUCCACCAUCCAUCAGUAAGUUCAGUACCACUACACCACCACCAAAGAACUCCAGCUUCACUUCUACUUCAAAAAUACGAAAGAACCAAACUUCAAAGAAUAGAUCAAGCAAAAAUAAAACCAAAACCAUAGCACAUAAUAAUCAUUUACUCAAGAAUAUGGAAUUGAAGGAACCAAUUAUAGAAGAAGACUUAACCAUUGAACAACUUCUGAAUCGCAAUAACCACCCUGCAUUGCAACCUAUUGAGAAAUUAGAAUCUAAUGAAAAUGAUUGUAAUAAAGAAAAUGUACCCCCUCCACCGUCUACAACUUCUAAUUUAGAUUUAGGAGAUUUAUUGAAUUUCUCAGGAAUGUCAUGGUUAAAUGAUGAUGAUUUCAGUCCAUUUGAUCCAUCACUAAUUCAGCAAGAAAUAACACCCCCCUCCAACUUAUUACCACUAAAUCAUCAAUCCAAACAACAACCGCAAAACGCUAACACUACCCCAAAAGAUCCUAAUACUUGUAACACGAUACCUAUUGAAGACCAAGAAAAUGAAUCAUCACCAAAUAAUAAUAAACUGGCAUCUAAUGAGAAUGAUAAAAAUAACAACAACAAUAGUAAUACUAAUAAUAAUAAUAUGUUAAUAUUAACGAGCGAUAUAGAAAGGACAUCCCCAAUAGACACACUAUCGAUGCCUCUAAUGGAUUUAAACCAGAGACAAACUCAUGGAGAUAUAGUUACUACAUGUCAUGAUCAAUUGAAAAGAUUACCAUUACUAAUGCAUAAGAUCGUCACCGAUAAGAAUAAGACAUCAUCAUCAUCGUUAUCAGUGACACAUGAUGAGAAUGCCACUUCUGUUUUGAUGAAAUUUUGUACCCCUCAAGAACAAGAACAAGAUGAUGAAGAUGAUGAUGAACGGAGUAUAACUAGGAAGGGAACCAUGCCUUCAUCUCCUAGUGGGAUGAUGUUCAACUAUAAGAAUGGUGUCCAUGAUGAUGACGUUGACGAUGAUGAAAAUGAUAGGAGUUCUAAACGUGGAGGAGAUGAUUCGGACGAUUUAUUUUCUUCAUUUGCGAUGGAAGGUGGUCAUCAAAGAGGCAUUAGUAGUGGGAACGUUACUACACCUGUUACUCAGUUUAAUGAUGAUCAUUCUAAAUAA
Molecule: messenger RNA, 2196 nt
Organism: Naumovozyma dairenensis CBS 421
Lineage: Eukaryota; Fungi; Ascomycota; Saccharomycetes; Saccharomycetales; Saccharomycetaceae
Gene: SPT21
Product: Spt21p
Exons: 1
Coding region: 1-2196 (731 amino acids)
Biological process (GO): regulation of transcription by RNA polymerase II; silent mating-type cassette heterochromatin formation; rDNA heterochromatin formation
Source: RefSeq, a predicted model, not a curated record